AUGAAUGAAGCAGUUGAGGGUGCAAAUAAGAAUAUCAAGAAGAUCCUAAGGAAAAUAGUGGACAGUCACAGGCAAUGGCAUGAGAAUCUACCAUAUGCUUUACUUGGUUAUCGCACCACGAUCAGAACAUCAACUGGGGCAACUCCAUAUAUGUUGGUUUAUGGUUCGGAAGCAGUAAUACCUGCUGAGAGGAUGGACGCAGUUUGUCAUGGCCAACUCUGUCAAAACAGAAUGACCAAAGCAUUCAACAAGAAAGUCAAACUUCGACGGUUCACACCUGGGCAAUUAGUAUUGAAGAAGAUCUUUCCUCACCAAGGAGAAGCCAAAGGGAAAUUUGCACCAAAUUGGCAAGGACCCUACAUGAUUCAUAGAGUACUCUCAGGAGGUGCGAUAAUCUUAGCAGAAAUGGACGGCAGAGUGAGCACAAAGCCAAUCAAUUCAGACGCCAUCAAGAAAUACUACAUCUGA
Molecule: messenger RNA, 468 nt
Organism: Solanum tuberosum (potato)
Lineage: Eukaryota; Viridiplantae; Streptophyta; Magnoliopsida; Solanales; Solanaceae
Exons: 2
Coding region: 1-468 (155 amino acids)
Molecular function (GO): nucleic acid binding
Source: RefSeq, a predicted model, not a curated record